Molecule: messenger RNA, 1508 nt
Organism: Bemisia tabaci
Lineage: Eukaryota; Metazoa; Arthropoda; Insecta; Hemiptera; Aleyrodidae
Source: RefSeq, a predicted model, not a curated record
GUGCGCUCCCUCAACUGCGACCGCGAAACACCGCGGGUGGUGAAUCAACUUGUUCGGACACCGGAAAGAUUUUGCUCGAGUAAUUGAGUGGAGCGCGAGAAAAGCUGGCUAUGAUCAGAAUUCAAGAGGAGGAAGAGGAAGAGGAAAGGGGCGGUAGGAGGCCAAAAUGUGCUCGGUGUCGUAAUCAUGGUCUCAUUUCUUGGCUCAAAGGCCACAAAAGGCAAUGCAGGUUCAAAUCGUGCGUGUGUCCUAAAUGCAAUCUCAUUGCGGAGCGGCAACGGGUUAUGGCAGCUCAGGUGGCUUUGAAACGACAACAAGCAGCAGAGGAUGCUAUCGCCCUGGGCUUAGCUGCAGUCUCCACGGGGGCGCAAUAUGGAUAUUUGCCACCAGGCCCCAUUUUUGGAAUGGCGAUCACUGACCCCAAGUCCGAUUCCAAGUCCGAUGUUCAAGAGCAAACAAAUUCUGGGAGCGGGAAGCCUAAAGGUGAUGUGGAACAGCUGAUACCGCAUGAAACACCCUCCUCUUUGCCUAGUCAGUCCCCGCGUUUGGACAAAAUGAAGAAUGAUGCUGAAAGCAAACCUACGGUGCAGGAGCGAGAAAUGGAAACUGAAAAUAUUGAAGUCAUAAAAACGGAAGGCGAGAACAUAAAGAACGAAGAAUCAGAAUUAAAGGCCCAGAAAGUUUCACCGCCGAAAAACGCAAAUGCACCGACUUACUCGCAAACAUCCCUGGAAUUUUUAGUUCGCUUGUUCCCAGAGAAGAAAAGGUCGGUCUUGGAGUUGGUUCUCCGCAGAUGUGAAGACGACCUUCUAAAAGCGAUUGAGCAAUGCGUGCCCCUCACAGACAAGGCCUCUUUUCCUGGUUUCGUCAAAGGGACAGUCAAACUGCAGAACUCCGAGCCGGCGACCAAAGGUCAAUAUUCCAGCGGCGGUGGCGGUGGGAGGAAAGGCCGCGUCAUGGGGCCGCGUCACGGACACGGCUCGGCCUUCCGCCCGUUUCACAGGGCGCCACCGGAGGCGCAUCAAAGCAGCCGAUUGGAUCUCCCACGACUCGCCAUGUUCUCGCCGCCGACUCUCCUCCAACUCCCCGCCCACCACAGCUUCUCCUCGCCCACCCUCGCCAGCCUCGGGAGUGGAGCGGCUAUGGUGGGCUACGGUCAUGGGCAAGCAUCCUACCAACCACUCCAGGCUACAGCCUCGUCGACAGCAUUUCAGCUUAACUCGCUUUUGUUUCAGCAAACUCCUCCCUGUCUUAUACCUCAUUGUUCUGAGUGUUUGUCAGAAGAUUCUUAGAAAUUAAAAAUUGGUGCCGAAUAAUUUGGAAUAAGGCAAACAUGCUGAGCGUAGUCACCCAAGUAGCAUUUCUGAACGGAAAAAUCGCUAUAUAUUGCGAUUUAAUCGGUGAUAAAAUCGCCAGGAUCAGCAACAUCUGAACGAUUUUCUUCGAUCUUAUCGAAAUAAAAUCGCAAUUUUAUCGCCCGGCAAUUUAUCGCGAUAUUUUCGAGAUAA